CCGGCAUUUUACUGCUCGGCUAUUAAAAAAGCAACAAAGAGGCUUCAGAGGUUCAUUCGUUCGUGUUCUAGUGCAGAAGUUCACAUCACUUGCUGCUGGUUUACGGUCCGCCUCGGCCGCCGUCAUGGAAACAGAGGAGCAGGCCAGGAACCGUUUCCAGUCGGAGCUCGAGUUCAUCCAGUGUCUGGCCAACCCCAACUACCUGAACUUUCUGGCUCAGAGAGGCUUCCUGAGGGAGAGGCCCUUCAUUAACUACCUGAAGUACCUCCUGUACUGGAAGGAGCCCGAGUACGCCAAGUUCCUCAAGUACCCUCACUGCCUGCACAUGCUGGAGCUGCUGCAGUACGAACACUUCCGGAAGGAGCUGGUGAACGCUCAGUGCACCAAGUUCAUUGACGAGCAGCAGCUGCUGCACUGGCAGCAUUACUCCAGGAAGCGCAGCCGGCUGCAGCAGGCGCUCGCCGAGCAGCAGCCGGCGCAGCAGCAGCAGCCGGUUGCCCACGGCAACGCAGCCGCCAAGUGAGGAGGUCACGGGAUGUUUGUACGUAAACAGUGCGCUGUGGUAUAAUAUGUUAUAUCAAUUUAUUAUAAUAUAUUAUUUCAUGAUAUAGUAUAAUGGAACAAAAUACAUUAUAAUGUAAUAUAAUAUGUAUUGUGAUUUAUUAUAUUAUGACAUUAUUUAAUAGUAUAUUCUGUUAUAGUAUAUUAUAUAAUAUGAUAUAAAAUAUUAUAUCCUAUCAUAGAGCCGCACUGAUCAGCUGGUGCUUCGUGUUUUUGGAUCCUGACAUUAAAUUAAUGAACAGCAGCUAGUUUGAAGUGAAUCAAUGAAUUCAAUCAUUUGGUGGACGACCUCUGACCUUUCAGAUCUGCUCAUGAAGGAAAAAUAAAAGACUAACUGACAACAAACACGAUUUAUUCAGAUAAAGAAAUGUUUCCUUUAUUUCUGCACAUUAAAAAAAAAUAAAGUGAGUUUGUAUUUACUACUUUCUUCCAUUAAAAAGUGACAUUGAUGAACUUUCCUGGGAUGUUUAUUGAUUAAUAAUAAGUUAACUACUAAGACAUGUUUCAGUUUUAUGAUCUUUUUUGUUGUAAAGAGUUUCUUUGAAUAAAAACAAAGCUGCAGAAUGUAAUGUUAGAUAAACUAUUACAGACAUUGUCUAGUAACUCCAA
Molecule: messenger RNA, 1170 nt
Organism: Cyclopterus lumpus (lumpfish)
Lineage: Eukaryota; Metazoa; Chordata; Actinopteri; Perciformes; Cyclopteridae
Gene: med31
Product: mediator complex subunit 31
Exons: 4
Coding region: 125-523 (132 amino acids)
Biological process (GO): regulation of transcription by RNA polymerase II
Cellular component (GO): core mediator complex; mediator complex
Molecular function (GO): transcription coregulator activity
Source: RefSeq, a predicted model, not a curated record